Messenger RNA from Varanus komodoensis (Komodo dragon), 7814 nucleotides. RefSeq names its product acyl-CoA synthetase long chain family member 6 (gene ACSL6). The record is from RefSeq and is a predicted model, not a curated record. The transcript is spliced from 21 exons. Gene Ontology annotation, molecular function: arachidonate-CoA ligase activity. Bases 49 to 2145 code for a protein of 698 amino acids. Gene Ontology annotation, cellular component: membrane; endoplasmic reticulum. Gene Ontology annotation, biological process: long-chain fatty-acyl-CoA biosynthetic process; very long-chain fatty acid metabolic process; long-chain fatty acid metabolic process. Lineage: Eukaryota; Metazoa; Chordata; Lepidosauria; Squamata; Varanidae.
GAGGCUUCCAAGGAGAUUAGAGAGGUUGCCAUUUCAAUCUUUGAAAAGAUGCACGCGCAAGAGAUGUUAAGGAACCUGCGACUUCCAGAGUUCGAAGACUUCAGCCAGUUCUUCCGAAGUUUGCCAGCCACCGCCUUGGUCGGGGUGGGUGCCUUUGCAGUCGUCGUGGCAUACUGGCUGGCCAGCCGGCCCAAAGCAGUGAAACCCCCGUGUGACCUCUUGAUCCAGUCAGAGGAAGUCGAGAGCUGGGAUGGUGCCCGGAGAUCUGUAAUUGGUGACCGCUCACAAUUGCUAACUCACUACUAUGAUGAUGCAAGGACCAUGUAUGAGGUUUUCAGAAGGGGUUUCAACAUAUCUGAAAAUGGUCCCUGCUUAGGAUUCAGAAAACCCAAACAACCCUACCAGUGGCUGUCCUAUAAGGAGGUUGCUGAAAGAGCGGAAGCUUUGGGCUCAGGCUUACUCCAAAAAGGAUGCAAGCUGUCAACAAGUCAAUUUAUUGGUGUCUUUGCACAAAAUCGACCAGAGUGGAUCAUUUCUGAACUGGCUUGCUAUACCUAUUCCAUGGUUGUGGUUCCCUUGUAUGAUACAUUAGGCCCUGGAGCCAUUCGUUACAUUAUCAACACAGCUGAUAUUUCUAUAGUAGUUUGUGACAAGCCUGAAAAAGCCAGAGUCCUGUUAGAGCAUGUAGAGAAAAAAGAAACUCCAGGCUUGAAAUCUAUUAUUUUGAUGGACCCUUUUGAGAAAGACCUUAAAGAAAGAGGACAAAAGUGUGGCGUUUAUAUCCAAACUAUGCAGGAAGUGGAGGACUGUGGUCGGGAAUGCUGGCAUGCCCCUGUGCCUCCCAGACCAGAAGAUCUAUCUAUUGUCUGUUUUACUAGUGGCACAACAGGUAACCCUAAAGGUGCUAUGCUGACACAUGGGAAUGUGGUUGCUGAUUUUUCAGGUUUUUUGAAAGUGACAGAGAAAGUGAUAUUUCCGAAACAGGACGAUGUGCUCAUCUCCUUCCUGCCUUUGGCUCACAUGUUUGAAAGAGUGAUACAGUCUGUAGUGUAUUGCCAUGGGGGCCGAAUUGGGUUCUUCCAAGGGGACAUUCGCCUGUUAUCUGAUGAUAUGAAAGCUCUCCGUCCAACCAUCUUUCCUGUUGUGCCAAGACUGCUGAAUAGGAUGUAUGACAAGGUUUUCAGCCAAGCAGACACCCCUGUGAAGCGCUGGCUUCUGGAAUUCGCUGCCAAGCGUAAAAAGGCGGAAGUUCAAAGUGGGAUCAUAAGAAAUGACAGUUUGUGGGAUAGGUUAUUCUUUAACAAAAUACAGGCAAGCCUCGGAGGCUGUGUUAGGAUGAUUGUCACGGGAGCUGCUCCUGCCUCCCCCACUGUCCUGGGCUUCCUCCGAGCAGCCCUGGGAUGCCAGGUUUAUGAAGGCUAUGGUCAAACAGAGUGUACAGCUGGCUGUACCUUCACUACUCCAGGAGACUGGACGUCAGGUCAUGUAGGAGCACCUUUGCCCUGUAAUUUAAUUAAGUUGGUGGAUGUUCAAGAGCUGAAUUAUUUUUCUUCCAAAGGAGAAGGAGAGAUCUGUGUGAAAGGUCCAAAUGUUUUCAAGGGCUACCUGAAAGACGAAGAAAGAACCGCUGAAGCACUGGACAAGGAUGGAUGGCUUCAUACAGGGGAUGUUGGAAAGUGGUUGCCAAAUGGUACUCUAAAAAUCAUCGAUCGAAAGAAGCAUAUAUUUAAAUUGGCUCAGGGAGAAUAUAUUGCACCAGAAAAAAUUGAGAAUAUCUACAUCCGCAGUGAGCCUGUCUCUCAGAUUUAUGUGCAUGGAGAUAGCUUACAGGCCUUCUUGGUAGGGAUUGUUGUACCGGAUACUGAAGUCAUGCCAGGCUGGGCCAAGAAAAAGGGCUUUGAUGGAACUUUCGCCGAGCUUUGUAAAAAUGUGGAGCUGAAAAAAGCAAUAAUGGAAGAUAUGGUGCAGUUAGGAAAAGAGAGUGGACUUCAUUCCUUUGAACAGGUUAAAGGUAUUUACAUCCACUCUGAAAUGUUCUCUGUACAAAAUGGCUUGUUGACGCCUACACUAAAAGCUAAGAGACCAGAGCUGAGAGAAUACUUCAAAAAGCAGAUAGAAGAGCUUUAUUCAAGCAUCUCCAUCUGACAGCACAGGAAAGUUCUUCAGAAUAAUGUACUCUGUAGCAAUAUUAGGAUAAUACUGAAGAGUGAAAAGGAUGCCAUUGAAAUGAAUAAGUAUCUGACCUCCCAUGUGAGCCUUCCGCUCUCUGAAGAUACAGUCACUGAUUCUUUGUCCCUCUAGUUCUAGUUCUUGCUGUAAUGAAUGCUCUAGAACAGGAGUGCAGAACAUGUCAUACUCCAGAUGUUGCUGGACUACAGCUCCCAUCAGCCUUAGCCAGCACAGCCAAUAGUGAGAAGUUGUGGCAGUUGCAGUCCAGUGACAAAUGAAGGGCCACACAUUCCCUCUCCCUGCCUUAGAAGAUUGCUUAAAACAAAACUGGACAACCAUUAAGCUGUUUUAAGUUCUACUCCUUCCAGAAACAAAUUGUUUUUACCUUACCAAUUCCUUACCAACACAAAGUGGCUUAGAUCUACCUAUUUUGCAUGACUGUCCUCUAAUCUUACUGAAUCUUGUUUCAGUAACCAAUCUUAGUAGGGUUACCAAGGUAUUUCUCUAGAUGGAGACUCUUAAGUACUCUGUAGCAGCAAGAAGUUCUUGCCCUGAUUGACAGGAUAUACCUCCUGUACACACCUUCCUUAGUAGGACACAGCCUCCUUUUCUGGUUGCUGUUGUGUGCAAACAUAGCCAAGAACUCUUGACUUCAACCAAGCUCUUAAAAGUACUAGAGUCCUGCUUAGGGAGGUACCUGACAAAGACUAGUGGUCUACCUCAAAUGAUCUCUGAUGGUCAAAGCCACAAAUAAAUUGGUUUCUUUGAUCUAGAACUUAGAACUGGAAUUGCUCGAUUGUUCUUUAAAUCUUUCUCUUUGUGUGUGUAAGACAGACAAAAUAUACCCUGAAUGUAUUUGUGUAAUUAAUUUGCACAAGAACAGAAGUAAGAAUUACUAGUGGCACGUGGUAGAUGAAAAGUAACCUCUAAUUGUCAGCAAUGCUGUGGGCCUUGAAAUUCUUUGUAUUUCUUGUGUCUAUAAUGACAAGCACUUUCUUAAGGGCCAUGUUGAAGGUUUCUAAAACGUGAAAUAUACUGUAGAUCAGGGAUGGGCAAGGUCCGUGGGCUGUACUUUUUAAGGAAUUUUAUCGCCUUUUGUUUGGGGUGCUACAAACAAAAGAAACUUAGGAAACAGGAAGAUAGUUGGAAUAAAUAAUAUUGCAUAGUUUUGCUGCUUCCACUCUCCGCACUGUGUGCCCUAAGUAUUUCAUUCUGGCAGAUUAGCUAAACCAUGGAGGCUUUGAGUCCCAGCUUUCCCUUGGUGCCACUAUCUAGUGAACUUCAGGACUCAGUAUUCAGCAGGCUUCAAAUAGCUGAAAGACUCUGCCCAGCCUCAACAUACAGCAGAUUAGCUGAAUACAGCAUCACAUCUUAAGGCGUUUGAGGCUGGAAUGAAGCAUCUUUCUCUUCAGAACUGGCAUCAACUGCUUUUCCUCCCAUAACUGGCUUGUUCUCACCACCAGACCUGUGUCUCGUCCAAAUCACAGUUUCUUACCCCUUCCAAUCAUCAUCUGCCUCCUUUCAGUAAAUCACACCAAGCACUUUCCACCCUUGAUAGCUAUUUUGCAAAGGUUAACUUAGCUGAAUGAACGAUGCAAAGGCAAAAAAGAGGCUUUCCCUACAUCUUAAGGCUUCGUUUUUGUCUGCAGCAUCAGGGCACAUCUGCCUAAAUGUUCAUGGUUUUAGCAGGGAAACUUAGUACUCACUGCAAAGAACCUGCCUGCAUCUUCAUGUGGUGAAGCCUUCUCAAACCUGCUGCCCACCAGAUGUUUUAAACUUCAAUGCCUAUCUAGCAGUGUCAGUAGUCAAAAACAUCUGGAUGGCUUUAGAUUAACGAAGACUGAGGUAAUAUAGUUAUUGCCAGUUCUGAAAUAGUUUGAAUCAAGGCUUAUGAGUGGUAUUGCCACAACUGUAUGAGCCUUGCCAUAGAACUAAAUCCUCUGAUAGAAGGUUAUGCCUUCUCUGAAAGCAUCCGUGCGCAGCAACUUGCACAGAAAUAGUUUGUGAUCAUGUGGACAGGUGUAGCCUGUCCAACUUGGCUCAAAUGUUACUUCUUCUAUGGAACUUCAUCCACCUGGAAGUUUUUAGAACAUUUGAAAUUGUCCCACUACAUCAAGAAGUAAUCCAGGGUUUGAGUCAACUGAACUUUGACCCAUAAAUAUCUCCAUAUCAUUUUACUAAUUAUAAGUACAAAUAUAUUAUCUCUCUCUACAUAAAAAUGGGAGCUAGUGUGGUAUAAUAGUUAAAAGUGCAGGCUGGGACUCAGGUGAUCUGGGCUCUAGUCCCUACUCAGUCAUGAAGCCACCUGGGUGGCUUUGAGCAAGUCACAGACUCUCAGCCUAACCUACUUCACAGUGUUGUUGUGGGGAUAAGAUUGAGAGUAGCAGGAGGAGAAUUAUGUGAGCCACUUUAGAUUUUUAAAAAAUGGUGAGAUAUAACUCAAAUAAGACUGGUAGGUCAGUGAAGGCAAACUUUGCUCUUUUUUACAAUAGACCCUAAAAGAUUUAAGCUGAACUAAACCUUUGAUCUAAAUUUGCCAUAUAAUUUUCUUAGAAUGCCAUAGCUGGAAUUGAACAUAGAAAAGUAAAACAAACAAGAGACAGUGAAUCAGUGAACAAAUUUUUAGGCAGAGCCUGGUUUAUUGAUGUCUGGUCUAAAGAAACUAUUAAGGUUUCAAAUGGGACUGCACAUGUGAUGCAGUACUUCUGGUCCAUAAUAGUUUCUCUGUGUUUUUCAAAUGCAUGUCCUGCCAUCUUAAUUGGCCAACUACAGAAAUUUUGCCUAAUGCUGGCAAGAGGUUAUUCUCAAGCUUCUUUCUCUAGUCAUAUCAGUGCAUCGUAGUAAAGAACAGUAUUGGUUUUGGGCAGCCUUCCUCAAUUUGGUGCUGCUGAGAACAAUGAGAUUUGUAGCCCAACACAGCUGGAGGGCUCCAGGUUGGGAGAGGCUGGUUUAGUAUCUUAAUUCUACCUUUAAACAAUGGUCUGUAACUUAAAUCCAAAGCUGAAUACUAAGCUGCAGUAUAGCAGGUGAUGAUAACACUUAACAUUCUUUGGAUAGAGAAGUAUAAAUGCAUCAUCUCCACAUUAUUCCUAACUAGAUUGAUGUAUCACUCGGGAAGAACUAUUUUAAUGCUCAUGUUCGUAGCUAUAAAUUCUGCAGAAAAUCGGCACAUACAUUAAACUAGUCCACAUGGUUUUGUCUGUGUGCAGUUGGCACUGACCCAAAAACACUCUCAUGGCCUCAUUUCCUUACACUUGAAUUUGAGGUUGAUGUGUAUUAAACUUUACUUUUACUUAAGGCAAGCAUAGGCCUAUAUUUGGUGUGAUCCAGACAAGUACUCUUAAAUUGGAUUUUAAUUAGAGAAUCAAGAAUGUUCUUAAACCUUUCUCAUUCAAAUGAAAAGGACUUACAUUGCUUCACGAUGACUGGAUGAUGCCUCUUUUUCUGAGUAACGAAGUUUUUGUUUUAGUUGUGCAUUUCCCGCUCAAGGAUCUGCAGUUUAAAGCACUGUGAGGAAAAUGCCAGUAAAUCUAACCUUCCCCAGUCUUGUGAUUGAGUUGUGCAUGCUGUUCUCUGCUCAGACAUUCACACUAGGUUCUGUUCUUUGAAGCAUAAAAAGGACUCAAGCUAAGACUUGGCCCCUAUAUCCAUAUUAGACUUGGAAAAAUGCAUACCACUGUAUUUGGGCAAAUGGGAGGAACACUGUAGCUUGGGGAUGGAUUGGUACUGGCAAUCCAUUUCUGAUAUAACUUGAAAUAUCUGUCCUGGAUUCAAGAAGUAUGUGGGAUUAAGUAUCUUUAAACUUUAUGCACUCCUUAUUGCACUAUCAUGGACUCUGCUUUACUCAUGGCUUUAUACCCCACUGUUACCAUUACAUGUAAGAUCCUGGCAGCAGUGAAUCAGAUCAAGUGUAUUGGAAGGCCCCAUGCUCUACUCUACCUACACAGGGCAGUAUCACUGGCGCCAUGCCACUAGCCUAAAGGAGAUCAUGCUGGUAGAAAUUAGGUUCUGAACUGCCCAAGAACCGUAUCCACUGCAAGUUAUAUUGGUGCAAGUGGUUGCACAGUAGAAAGAUUUGGUGGCACUCCUGUAGUAAUAUUUGAGGAUACUUCCCAUGGUUUUGUACCACUCUAAUGCAUCUACUCAUGGGGGAAAUACGCAGAAUCAGAACAUUGGCACUAGUGCUAAUAACUCUAUUCGAAAAGAUGCCAGUAAUAUGUAAUAUAAUGCAUAGGUGUCUGUGUCUAGCACAGCCAAGAUGUUAUGCUGGCAGGCAGAAGCCACACACCAGUCAGCUAAAACCAGGACCAACAGCUAUGAAAUCCUAUUCACAAGCAAGCCAGGAAUACUUGGCCAGUGGAGUCAACAUUUCUGACAUAUUUUGAUUCAUAACCUGGAUGCUAGGGAAAAAGAGGUUAAUUUGGUAACAAAAUUACUGGAAUUACACUGACACACAUUCAUCAUAACAGUCAGAAUUAUACAGAACUGCAGUUCCUGAACUAAUUAGUAAAUGAAGCAGCUUGAACUACAUUUCAUUCUCAUGAUAGCAACUAUGAUACUUAAUUUGCUCUUUCCUUCAGAAGUCCACUAAAUAUGGUCCUGCAGCAAAGUUUUGCAGCAUGAGAUUAAAAUUUGCAUGCUGGUUCUAAGAUCUACAUGAAAAUUCUCAGUAUUUCUAUGUCCUUAAAUGUGUUAAAAAAGAAUUUAUCCAUGAACUAAUAUGUACAUGCAUGUUCAUCACCUGAACUGUGCAUAUGUACAUUGGAAAAGACUACUCUCUGAGUGAGGUAACAUAGGCAGAAUGAAAAUUCCAUCUGCAGCAUUUGAUCUAUGUGCCACUUGCAUGUGCAGUCCCAUUAGGUGAAGAACAUGCAUGUGUGAAUCUGCCAUAGGACUGGACCAGGGUCUGUCUACAUAAGUAAUAUACAGAGACCUACGUUUAACAAGAAAAUUCAAUUAGCUCUUCAGGUUUUAGAGAAUGUGGCCUAGUUUUGCAUUGUGAAUAAAUACUGCUAAACCAAUAUAGUUUUCCCCAUAAAAUGCCAAUAAUCCUAUAUCCUAGUAAAAAACAAACUGAACCAUCAAAAUGUAAUCAUAUUUCAAAAAAUAAUUCUGAAUUCAAAUAUGAACUUGCAGGGUAUUCUACAUGAAACAGAGGCAGGAAUUUCUUUACAAAUAUUUUUACAGUGCAUGAUUGGUAAUGAUCAGAGUAAAAUCCUGAGUUUUUGGAUUUUAUUGUUACUCUGUAAAUCAAAAAAUAGCUUCUGUCUCGUCUAAUAACUUACUUGGAAUGAAGCAAAUUAACUUGAGGUGAUAACCUUUGGUUUUCCAUGUGUGAAAAGCACAAGCCAGUGAUCUGUAUGUAAAUAAACUUCUAUGACAUGAAUGUAAACUUUAAGAGAAUAUACUAUUUUUGCAUGGAAUCCGACAACAUAAAAGAUGUGCUGAUGUCUCACUAAAGGUAUAGAUUUGUUUUAUUUAGAGAUGGCUGCUACAUUAGUUGCACAUUGUUUUCUCCCUGUUUUGUAUAAUGUAAACAAACCUGUGCUGAAAACAUGAUUUUGGUUGCUUUAUAGAAAUCACCCAAAUGAGGGUUGGAAUGGCCAACAUACUGUCACUAUUUAAGUACCAGCUUGUCCAGUGUA